Apis dorsata (giant honeybee) is the source of this 4242-nucleotide messenger RNA. RefSeq lists its product as uncharacterized. NCBI's taxonomy places the organism in Eukaryota, Metazoa, Arthropoda, Insecta, Hymenoptera, Apidae. Gene Ontology annotation, molecular function: enzyme binding. The coding region runs from base 251 to 4114 and encodes 1287 amino acids. Gene Ontology annotation, biological process: resolution of meiotic recombination intermediates; DNA replication; interstrand cross-link repair. The record is from RefSeq and is a predicted model, not a curated record. Gene Ontology annotation, cellular component: Slx1-Slx4 complex; nucleus. The transcript is spliced from 10 exons.
AAUAUAAAAUUAUUACAAGAACAUAGUUACAAAAAAAUAUUUUAUACGUUAUCACUUUAAUAUAAUAAUAUUUGAAUAAUGUUUGAACCGAUAGUUUUAAAAAAAAAACAAUUUCGAACUCUUGCUGGAACUCCGGCUGGUAGAGCAUUUAUAAUUACAAGUUUAACGAAAAUUCUUGUUCCUCUUGCAGGUCUUUUAUUGUUAAGUAUAUAUAAGAAGAUAAAAUAUAAUAUAUAUUAUUUUUUAAAAAAUGAAUGAAGAAAAUAAAACUUUAUAUGAUACAUCUAUAACUGAAAAUGAUAGUAUAUUAGAUUUUAAAAGUCCAAAACAAUUUUCUAAAACAAAAUUAACUGAAUUUAAUAAUUUCAAUGGACAUCAAAAGAAAAAGACAAAUAUAAAAUUUAAAAAUUUUAUCAAAAGCCAAAGAGACAACAAAAAAAAAAAAGAACAAGAAAAGAAAAGAAAUUUGCAUGAAUCACAAUCUUUAGAAUCAUCAUUUUUUAAAUUUGAAAAUAAUUGUGAUAAUAAAAAUUCUAAUAAUGAUGUAAAAGUGGCUCUAGUAUGUCCUUUAUGUUUUAAAACGUUUAAGGAUCUUAAUUCUCGUGCAUUACAUAUGAAAAUUUGUGCAUAUAAAAAUAAUAUUUCUACAAAGAAGUUAUUAGAUGCUAUAGAGCUUCAAAAACGUCAAGAAGAUGAAAGAAAAUCAUUAGGUUUGCUUGUUGCACCUAUAGUACAAGAUAAAAAAAAAUCAAUGUCAUAUAGAGUUUCAUACGAAGAAACUGAUUUUCAACUUGCCUUAGCAUUAUCAAAAUCUCUUCAAGAAGCAGAAGAACUUGAUAAAAUAAAUGAAAUUGAAAAAUUACCUAAAGUAUUAAAUCAAUUUAUAUUAGAAGCAAAUAAAUCUGAAAGUCAGUUGGAAAAAUUUGGAUUUAUAAACAGCAAACCUCCAUCAUUAAUAAAAAAUAAAAAGAGAAAGAAUAAUGAAAUAACUUUACUUCAAACACGUUCUGAAAAAGAAAGAAAUCAUAUUUUAACUGAAAGAAUCUCUGAAAUUUUAAUGGGAGAUGAACUAAUUACUCAAAAUCAGAAAGAAAAAAUUAAAUGUAAUUAUAUAAUUGAAAAAAAAACUGAUUUAAAAAGUCAUUUACUUCAAGAACUUCUUAAUAAGGAAGAAAAAUUAUGGAAUAAAGCAAAAUUGCCUCUAAAUCAAAACAAUUUUUAUGUAUCAAAUUUAUCGCAAUAUAUAACUUCAGAAGAAAAACAAAGAGAAGAAGAAAUGAUUUUAGAUUUUGCAAAUACAUGUGAUGUAUAUAAUCAUGUGAAAUCAAAUCAAAAUCCUACUGAAUUUUGUAAUAAUGAAAAAAUAUAUGAAAUGUCACAUAAAAAAAUACAUUGUGUAAAUGAAAAAUGCGAAAAUUGUCAAAAUAUGCAAUUUAUUAAUACAGUAAUAACAAAUUGGAGUGAUUCAUUAAAUGAUAGUUCUGCAAGUGAUAUAAUAAUAUUUGUUAAAAAUGAUAAACAUAUUUGGGCACAUAAAUUAGUUCUACAUAUUCAGUGUUCAAAUAUGCUACUUGAUAUUACAUCUAAUGAUACUUUAUUAUUUACUAAUAUUAAAGAAAAAAUUUCUUGGACAGAUGUAUCUUAUAAUAUUGCUUUAGCAUUUUUAGAAUUUAUUUAUUGUGGUAUUAUAGAAAAGUAUUCAAAUAUUUUAAAUGAUUUAAAGAACUAUCCUUUUUUAAGAGAUUUAGCAAGAAAGUAUAAAGUAAAAGAAUUAUUUGUUUUUUUAGAAAAAAGACAAAUUAAAAUAAAAAGUCAAAUGGACAGUAAAGAGCAAGAAUGUAUUUCUAAAAAAAAAGAUAAUUUAAAAUUAACUAAUGAUGAAAUAUUAAAUUUAAUCAAUGAAAUUAAAGAUCACAAAUUUAAUGAUGAUAAAAAAUUAAAUAAGAAAUGUUUAGAAAAAUACAUUAUAGAUAAAUCAAAAUUUGAAAUUAAAUUAAAGAAUGAUAAGUGUACAGAUGAAUUAUCGAAAAAAAUAGUUAAUUGUUUAAAUGAUACAAAUGCAAUUCAGAAUUCUAACAUGUCUCCUGAUUUAUUUGAUGAUACAAUACAAACUAAAAAAAUAAAAAAUAAAAAAGCAAGAUAUGUUAAUAAAAUUAUAGAUAGUGAGAAAACAAAAAAUAAUGAAAAUUCUAGUAUAUUUGAUUCAGUUAAUCAACUAUUCAUCAAUACUAUCAAUUCUUCUACAUCUGAAAAUAUUGAAAUGUCUAAAAAUACUAAAGGAAAUAUAAACUUAUUGCCAAAUAUCCAGUGUUUUAGUACUCCAAAUAAUAAUAAUUGUAAUAUACAAAAAUUGAAAAGUAAUCUUAGUUUAUUUAUUGAACAAAUUCAAAGAGAAAAUGCAGAUCUUGAUGUAGACUCUGAAGAUUCAAUAUUAUCAACAAAUUACAAAAUAUGUAGAAAUCCAUUUAAUAUAAGACAGAAUAAUUCUUCUGAAUAUUGUAUAUCUCAAAUAAACACUAUUACAGAAAAAAAAUAUAAAACAAAAAAAGAUAUUUUGAUUGAUAUAUCAGAUUAUGAUAAAAAUUCAAAAGUAGAUAUAAAAAUACAUGAAAAAGAUGAUGCAAAUAUGUCUUCUAAUCAUGAAUUGGUAGAUAAUAUGAUAAAUUCAUCAGAAUCUAGUAUAGAAAAAUAUAAAAAUAAUUCAUUGAAUGAAAAUAUAAAUAAUGUAUGUAAUCUUGAAAAUGAAAAAAUAUAUUUCAUAUCUAAAGAUUCAUUAAAGAUUCAAGAAAAUAUGAAAAAUUCAGAAAAUUUAAAAAAUGAAAAUAAUACAUUUUCAGAUUUUGAUACAAGUGAAAAUGAAAUAUCUAUGUAUUCAAAAUACAAAGAAAAACAUGAAAAUAAUAGUAUAGUAAAAUAUCGGAAUUUUGUAAAGGAAUCUCUAUUAAAAAAUAAUAUAAAAAACAAUGUAAUAUGUGAUAAAUAUGAAGAAAAGAAUAAUAUAGAUAAUGAUAUUUCACUAUCAAAUAUUAAUAAAAAUUCAGAAUUCAAAUUAAAUCAAGAAAAUAAUGUAGAUUUACAAGGAAUUGAAAAAAAUUCGUCAAUAGAAUCAAAUAUAAAUAAAUAUAAUUCAAUUGAAUCCUCUAUAUUAAUAUCUUCUAGUUCUGAAUUAGAUGAUGAAGAUUUAAAUAUAUAUACAUAUGAAAAAAGCAAAAAAAAUAAAAAUAUUCCAUAUACUGAAAAUUCUAAAGACAAUAGCCAAAUUUUUGAAAAUGAUGUUUAUUUAGCAAAUGUUUAUAUUGAUAAUAGUGAUGAUAAUAUCAAUACUUCAUUGUUUGCCAAAGAAAUAAAUCAAUUAGAACAAUUCCAAAACAGAAAAAAAUUAACUACAAAAAAAUGUAAUAGAAAAUUUCAAAAGAAAUCAAGAUCAGAAACAAGUUUAUAUAUUAAUACAAAAGAUAUUAAGAAUAAUAUAAGUUACAAUAAAUCUUACAAUAAUUUUCAAGUCUGCACAUGUAAUCAUAAAAAAGAAACAACUACACAUGAAAUUAUUAGAGAUAGUGUUACACCUCCUCCUAAUUAUAAUGACAUGAAAACAACUGAGCUUCAAGCAGAAUUAAAUAAAUAUGGAUUAAAAAUACAAAAACGAAAAAGAGCUAUAAAAUUAUUAACAUAUAUUUAUGAUGAAUUACAUCCAACAAUUUGUACAUCAAAGAGUGUAGAAUCUAAAGUGGUAAUAAGUACUAGUGAAGAUGAUGAACCUCCAAUGAAAAAAAUAUAUAAUAGAAAAGAUAUUGAUUGCAUUGAUAAUUAUGAUUAUCAAUUAGGGUUAUCUCAAGAAUAUACAAAUAAACAAUUAUCACUAAAUAUAAUUAAUAGAGAAAAAGAAAAACAAUUAGAUGAAUCUGAAUUCAUUUCAAUAAUUGAUAAUACAAAUAUUAAAGAUAUGUUUUUAAAAAUUCUUUCUGUUAAAACAGAAUUACAUAAUAAAAUUUUAAUGUAUGAACCAAUAUGUAUUAAUACUUUAUAUUCUAUGUUAAAAACAGAAGGUUUCAAAUGCAAAAUGAAUACUCUCAUGAACUUUUUAGAUGAACAGUGUAUUACAUUUUAUGUUUAGAAAAUGAAAUAAGAAUAAAAGUAAUAUAUUAUUAAAUGAAAAUAUAUACAUAUUUAUCUAUAUUUGAACAUGUGAACAUUAAAAUAUAUUGAAGUGUAUAUUAAAGAAAUAAAAUUAUUAAAAAAAUA